Messenger RNA from Paramecium sonneborni, 457 nucleotides. NCBI's taxonomy places the organism in Eukaryota, Ciliophora, Oligohymenophorea, Peniculida, Parameciidae. The record is from the annotation of a GenBank genome assembly.
AUGAGCUUUAAAAAAGGAGACUUUAGACAUGACUUUGAAGUGAUAUGUCCAUAUAAUAAGAAACAUUAAAUGCCUUUUAGUAAAUUAUGGUUUCAUAUAACUAAAGGAUGUAAAGAUAAGAGAGAGAAAGGUAUUUAAAUCAUUUAAUUUAGGUUAUAAAUAUGAUANGUUGAAAUAGUAUUUUUUUGUUUUAGAUGUUGCUAAUUUUUCUCUUUGUGUCAAAUUUUGUAAAUAAAUUGUUUUUAAUUUACUCCUGUAGUUAAAAUAAAGUUUGAUUUUCUUUUAUCGGCUGAGGGAUAGAAUUUAAUAUAUCAAUUAUUUUCUCUUGUAGUUUAAAGUAUGUCAUGGAUAAUAUUAAAUAAAUGAAAAGAUUGUUUAGUAAAAGGAGAAUGAUGCGGAAGCUUUAGUAUAUUGUUUGAGAUUUUCUAAAUUUUUAAUUUUUUUAGGAAAUUAUUGA